Exophiala viscosa is the source of this 1537-nucleotide messenger RNA. RefSeq names its product PTK9 protein tyrosine kinase 9. The record is from RefSeq and is a predicted model, not a curated record. The transcript is spliced from 2 exons. Gene Ontology annotation, cellular component: actin filament; cytoplasm. Gene Ontology annotation, molecular function: actin monomer binding; actin filament binding. Lineage: Eukaryota; Fungi; Ascomycota; Eurotiomycetes; Chaetothyriales; Herpotrichiellaceae. Gene Ontology annotation, biological process: actin filament depolymerization; barbed-end actin filament capping. The coding region runs from base 310 to 1416 and encodes 368 amino acids.
GUGAGUGGUGAGGGGCGCAGCGCGUUUCGUUGUCAGGCAACGGACCCCACAAGUCGUCAGCGGUAUGAACACGCCGCAGAUACAUGCUGGAACUCGCUUCUCAAACGCCCAGCAUAGAGCUCAAGCCACUAGUACAGAGGAGUUCGAGGGCAAGAGAACGCUGCUGGAUGUAGUGUCUCCUGGAACGACUAACGAGCAAAAUCACCCAUUCCGCUCUCCGCCAACACUUCCCGUUCCCGUGGCCGUUGAGACAGACUUGACUUCCUGGUCACCGCCAACACCACUCAACAAGCUACAGGACAUUGCACAAUGCAGUCCGGAAUCACAGCGUCCGCGGAAUUGCACAAUGCCUUCACCAAGUUCACAUCAGACGACGCCCAGUUCUGUUUACCCAUAACGAUCACCUCCGAGUCCCUCACCCCUCUACCGUCGAUCGCUUUCUCGUCUUCGACCUUCUCAAAGGCACUGUCCAGUCUCGACAGCCUCCUCACCCCAACUAUCCCCCUGUACUUGUUGCUUCGGAAAGCGCCGUCUCAAAGAGAGCUAAUUGCAGUGACAUACAUACCCUCCCGAGCACCGGUCCGGCAGAAGACGCUGUUUGCAUCGACCCGAGCCACGCUCAUCCGCGAACUUGGGUCAGAGAAGUUCGCCGAGACAGUCUUUUUGACGGAAAGGGAAGAGAUCCUCGAUCCAGCGCAAUGGGAUGAGCGUGCGGGCACGAGCACGACCACUAGCACGGCAGGAUCCCAUGCGCAUACGGGGCUAUUGAGCACGGAAGAGCGGGAAUUACAAGCCGUCAAACGUGCCGAGGAAGAGGAACGACAUGGCACUCGGGGUAGAGACCUGAUGGGCCAGGGUGGUAGUGGUGCACAAUACGCAUCUGGUGGUGCGGGCGGCGCUGGUAAAGGAAUACAGAUGAAAGUUACGGAUGACGCGAAGAGUGCGAUUGCCGGUCUGGCCAGCGCGGGUGCAGGCACGGUAGUGCAAUUAGGAAUUGAGAUCAGUACGGAGACGUUGACGCUGUCGGACAGCAAGGCUGGUGUGAGUGCUGGGGCUGUUGUCGGGCUGAUACCUUCUGACCGGCCGAGUUAUACGUUUUACAGCGUGGAGAAUGGGGCGGUGUUUAUCUAUGUGUGUCCUGGGACGAGUAAGGUCAAGGAACGCAUGGUGUAUGCGAGCUCGAGAAGGGGGUUGUUGCAUGUUGCGGAAAUGGAGGGCGUGAAGGUGCUGAAACGGUUGGAGGCUGGCGGGCCGGAUGAGCUUGGUGGUGGACGGAUCGAGGAUGAGGUCAAGAGCCUGGCUGGUGAUGGGGGACUUGGUGCGGAAGGUGAUGGAGAUGCUGAAUCGGCGCCUGCGUCGGGCACGGCGACGCCGAGAGGCGCAUUCGCGAGACCGAAAAGGCCGGGACGGCGGUAGGCGAGACGAUAUCUCAGAGUGAGUGGUGGUGAGAUGAGUUAGUACCUAGGUGUUGCAUUGAGGUUCUACGGAAGGAGACUCGGCGCUGGAACUGAGCACGAUUAUCACGCAGAGCAUAGUG